CCCAUUUACUUGCACAAUCCAAGCUAGCGCUCCAUCGAGUUUUACAGCGUCCUAAAAUGGCUCGCUUCUGUCUACCGAUACGUUUUGCAGCUCCUCAUUUCGGCCGGUCUUGCCAUCUUCGCGGCGAUCAUCGGUAUCGCGGUUUCAACCUUUCCAUGCACGAUGUCCGGGUCCGAGGGUAGGAAAAAUAUCAACGAUAUUGUUAGACAUUUUUCCCCGGCAUGGUUUGCCGUCAUCAUGGGAACUGGUUCGAUCAGCAUCCUAUUCCGUACGAUUCCGUACGGCUUAGGUUCCCAGGGAAUGAAGACUCUGUCGCUCGCGUUCUUUUUCCUCGAUAUAUGUCUCUUCAUCAUUUGUCUACUAGUUUCCGUUCUCCGUUACACCAUCUACCCGGAAACGUGGGGUCCGAUGAUUCGUCAUCCUUCGCAGAGUCUCUAUGCCUGUACAUUUCCCAUGGGCGCAGUGACCAUUCUAACGACAGCAGUCAGCCUCAUUCACGAGGACUAUGGGUUGGGCGGAAAGUCGUUUUUAUAUGUCAUCUGGUGGUUGUGGUGGAUAGACGUUGCUUGCUCCUUCUUAUGCUGCUUCGGUGUUUUGUAUUGCAUGCAAACUGUCCAUGUUCACACGCUACAAACAAUGACCACAAUUUGGCUGCUGCCGGUAGUGACGCUGGUUGUUGCGUCGUCAGCUGGCGGUAUCAUAGCUUUGUCGCUAUAUAAAUAUUCGCUAGAAUAUGCGCUCGUGACCAUUACGUCCUCCAUCUUUAUGCUGUCCAUCGGACUAUCGUUAGCCUUGAUGUUGUUGACCAUGUAUCUACUUCGCCUCAUUGUACAUGGUCUUCCCUCUGGCUCACAGAUAACCUCCGUAUUUUUACCCCUCGGACCCAUGGGGCAGGCCGGUUACUCCAUACUCCUUCUUGGACAGUUCUUCCGAACAACCUUGCCACUUCCCUAUGGAAGUUCAGAAUUACUGACUGACAAAUCAACUGGCCGCUCCAUUAACGUGUUCUGCACCAUUGUUACAAUGAUUUUGUGGUCCCUGGCAUCGAUGUGGUUAUUCUUUGCCCUCCUGGGGCUGCAGAAGACUCUUCGUCAAACGAGUGUCCCCUUCAGGUUGCAGAUAUGGGGCAUCAUUUUCCCAAACGGCGUAUACGCGAAUCUUACUCUCAGCCUUGCGAGUACUUUUGACUCAUCAUUCUUCCGAAUCUGGGGAACAACAUAUGCCGUUGCCACGAUACUCACGUGGUGCUUGGUGGCUUCGCGUACGGUAGCAUUGAUUUACAGCACGCAGAUAUUCGAAGUGCCAUCCGCCAACGAUCUCGAUGCGGAAGAAACUUGGGAUGUGAUAAUGUAGAGGGACAUCUAGAUCUAUACCGAAAUAGUACGCAGAAAGGCGGUGUUUACCACAAAUUUAGACAUGCACUGCACUCUGAUCAACUCGUGUUUGUGGAUAGCACAGAAGCUUGGGGCGGUGGCAAGCCAGAUGGGCAAGUGAGAUAGCAAAUGAAUUCCCUACCACCCACAAUCCGGA
Molecule: messenger RNA, 1530 nt
Organism: Desarmillaria tabescens
Lineage: Eukaryota; Fungi; Basidiomycota; Agaricomycetes; Agaricales; Physalacriaceae
Product: voltage-dependent anion channel
Exons: 4
Coding region: 163-1353 (396 amino acids)
Biological process (GO): transmembrane transport; sulfite transmembrane transport
Cellular component (GO): plasma membrane
Molecular function (GO): sulfite transmembrane transporter activity
Source: RefSeq, a predicted model, not a curated record